Messenger RNA from Zingiber officinale, 939 nucleotides. RefSeq names its product general transcription factor IIF subunit 2-like. The coding region runs from base 1 to 939 and encodes 312 amino acids. Gene Ontology annotation, biological process: transcription by RNA polymerase II; transcription initiation at RNA polymerase II promoter. Gene Ontology annotation, cellular component: transcription factor TFIIF complex. The record is from RefSeq and is a predicted model, not a curated record. Lineage: Eukaryota; Viridiplantae; Streptophyta; Magnoliopsida; Zingiberales; Zingiberaceae. The transcript has 7 exons.
AUGGCGGGAGCCGCAGAGGAGGUGCCUGCUCAUCAGCUCCAUAGUCCGGCUUUUGACUCGGUCUGGAGCGAGGCUGUGGAGGACUGCAUCGACUUCUUCCAGCGCUCGGCAACGACCAGCACCGGCCGAAGCAUCAGCGUUCAAGUUCCUAUCAAUUGGGGUGACAGAUCCAUGGAGGAUGGCAGAAUUUUUCUAGAUACAACUAGAGCAGAACUACCGGUGUGGCUAUUGAAGUGCCCGCCGGCCUUGUCGAGGGCGUUUCAAUCGGUCGCCUCCAAUUCCUCCGCCGCAACUAGUCCGGUCGUCGCCAAGAUCAUCCAUACUGUUGAUCUCCUCCACCUUGACGAUCCCUCCUCCGAACAAUUUACAUUGGAAAUGAUUCAAACGGAUCCUAAUACACCCAGGAGUUACAAGCUGAACAUGUCCAAAGAUUUUGCACCAAUGUGUGUUUUUUCCAAAUCUAACCAAGGAAAGAUCUCGGUGGAGGGGAAGGUAGAGUGUAAAUUUGACAUGGAACCUCAAAAUUUAAUGGCUUAUAGUAAUUUAUGUCGCGACAGAACGAACAAGGCUGCGGCCGAGACUAGAAAAGUCAAGACUUUCGAGAAUGAUCAUGGCAUGUUCAUGAGGCCAAUGCCCGGCAUAGUUGUUGGCCAACUUCCAUCUAGUUCGAAGGAGAAGAGAAAACUAACCCAGUCUAAGCGGCCGAAUGCCAAACGGGUACGAAAGGACAAAGGAGAAAUGUUGAACAUUCUCUUUAAACUCUUCGAAAGGCAACCCAAUUGGGGGCUGAAGCAACUGGUCCUAGAGACUGACCAACCUCAGCAAUUUCUGAAAGAGUUGUUGAGCGAGAUUUGUGUGUACAACAAGAGAGGACCAAAGCAAGGAACCCAUGAGCUCAAAGACGAAUACAAGAAUUUUGGGAGGAAUCAACAAAAAUGA